This is a messenger RNA of Emericellopsis cladophorae, 852 nucleotides long. RefSeq lists its product as uncharacterized. The transcript is spliced from 2 exons. The record is from RefSeq and is a predicted model, not a curated record. NCBI's taxonomy places the organism in Eukaryota, Fungi, Ascomycota, Sordariomycetes, Hypocreales, Bionectriaceae. Bases 1 to 852 code for a protein of 283 amino acids. Gene Ontology annotation, molecular function: oxidoreductase activity.
AUGGCACCCACCAGCAUCACGAGUACCCUGAACAUGGGCAACUCAGUCAAAAUUCCCCAGAUCGGAUUUGGGGUCUACCAGUCCCUAAAAGAUACUUGCGUGAAAUCCUGCCUUACUGCUCUCGAGCUGGGCUAUCGCCACGUCGACACCGCGCAGUACUACGGGAACGAGGAGGAGGUGGGCCAGGCCAUCCAGAAAUCAGGCCUUCCCCGCAAGGACGUCUUUCUGACGACCAAGAUCCUCACGGCAGGUGGCUCCGUCGACAAGAGCUACGAGAGCUGCGUGAGGAGCGUGAAGAAGCUCGACCCAUCGCCAGGCGAGGCUGGGUACGCCGACUUAUUCCUCAUACACAACGCGGCCUUUGGCGCGGCCAAGAGAAAGGAGGUCUGGCUCGCGCUCGAAAAGCUCUACAAUGAAGGGAAGGCCAAAAGCAUCGGCGUCAGCAACUACGGCAUCCAGCACAUUGAGGAGAUGAAGCAGUUUGCGCAGGUCUGGCCACCACACGUCAACCAGAUUGAGCUCCAUCCAUGGGCGCAGCAACGCGAAAUUGUUGACUACUGCCAGAAGAACGGCAUCGUGAUUGAGGCGUACUGCCCCAUCGUGCGCAACACCAAAGCCGAGGAUCCUACACUGGUCAAGAUUUCGGAAAAGCACAAUGUGUCCCCGAACCAAGUCUUGAUACGAUGGUCUUUGCAAAAGGGCUUCGUGCCGUUGCCCAAGAGCGACAAUGCUGGUCGCAUUCAGCAAAAUGCAGAUGUGUUUAGCUUCGCUCUGGAUCAGAACGACAUGAGCGCCCUGGACAGCCUCGAUCAGGGGCGCAAGGGAGCUGUCGUCAUGACGGUGGACAACUGA